Messenger RNA from Orussus abietinus, 2152 nucleotides. RefSeq names its product intraflagellar transport protein 20 homolog (gene IFT20). Gene Ontology annotation, biological process: intraciliary transport; protein localization to cilium; centrosome localization. The record is from RefSeq and is a predicted model, not a curated record. Bases 188 to 580 code for a protein of 130 amino acids. NCBI's taxonomy places the organism in Eukaryota, Metazoa, Arthropoda, Insecta, Hymenoptera, Orussidae. The transcript is spliced from 4 exons. Gene Ontology annotation, cellular component: centrosome; intraciliary transport particle B; Golgi apparatus.
UUGUCACAUCAUGUGUUCCGAAAUACUGCGGAGUUCAAGUGCGUUCCGUAACGCAGCAUCAGGUGAGUACUCUAUGCCGAGGUUAUCACUGCUCCUUGAAUAAAAUGGCCACAACCACAAACAAGAUAGUGACUAACUAACCUACAUAACUAUCUAAGAAUCAAGACGCACAUCUUGGCAUAGAAAAAUGGUCGACUCUUUAUCAAAGUACGGACUUUAUAUCGACGAUCUCUGUAAAAUUUGCGUCUUGGAGCCCGAGGUUGCCAAUCAAACUAACAAAUUGAAAGAUGAAUGUCAAAAUUUUGUAUCAAAAAUCAGCGACUUUCAGAAGAACUCUGAAGAGUUUAUUCAACUUAUCGAUGGCUUGGCGAAUGAGGUAGAAAAGGAAAGAAUGCGCACCAUUGGAGCUCGAAAUCUAUUACGAUCUAUUACAAAGCAGAGGGAUGCUCAAAAACAACAAAUACAGGCCUUAAUUAUUGAGAAGUCAAUGGAACUUGAGCGUUUAAGGAUACAAUUUGAUUCGUUGAAGAAAAUAGAACUAGAGCAGUUGGAAACGAUUGAGCAUUUAACAACUAAUUAAGAAAACACGAUUUAUGCUAAGCAUAAAAAGAGGAUAUAUCAUUUAAGGCCAUAAAAGAUUUGAUAAAAGGCAGAAGCAGUCAAAUAUAAUGAAAUAUAAAUGGUAGAGCCUUGUUACUAAUGGACAACUACGGUGCAUAAUAUCAAAGAUUUAAAAAGUCUAAAUAAGCAGAGCUCGAAAAAAACCUAACAGGUCUGCAGAACCGAGUACAGUAAUUAUAUGGAAAAUAGAGCAUUUCGCAUGGUGGCGUUUCGAGUGAUACAUGUAUUAUUAAACAUUAUUAAACAGGAUAGAUAUUGUACAUAAACUUAUGACAGAAUUUGCAGAUAAAAAUUGAAGAGGUUCUAAGUCGCAGGAACCCUCUGCAACGGAAAUAAUGUACAUCACUCCGAAAAUCGCUGACCCCUGAACUCGAAAGGCACAUCAGUUUAAACUGUCUGAUAUAUAUGAUAUUCCAUUUUGAAGGCUCGAUUAUCUCGAUAGCCAAGUGUAUUUACACUAAUCACUUAAUUUCUCUCGUACUUCAAUGAUAUUCAUGUUUUCAAAAAUGUCAAGAACAAAUGUCUUCAAAUUUAGUUAUAAAAGCAGGGAUUAUAUGGAAAGUUGUUCUGAACCACAGUAAAAUUAUUUUUAUCUUCAAUUCAACAUAAAUAAUUUACUUUUUUCUUAUAAAACGGAUUUUAAUUAACUGCGUAUUUUUUUUUCUCUAGAGGGAGUCGCUAAGAACUACCAUUGUCUAGAUUUACAAAAUUUUUAACCAGCAUAAACAUUUUUAUUAUCAUUUGAAAUGGCUAAAUAAUUGUCACCUUGUACUGCUGGGAGUUUACACUCGAUGUAAUAGUUCUGUCAGUGCACACUGAUAUCGCUUGGCUGUUUCUCACGGUUUUGAACAAAUACCAGAUAAGUAAUAAAGUAAAAACGUGUACAUAAGAGGACAAAUUCGGAAGAAUAUAAUCGACAACUGACUUUCUUGAUACAGUACUCUCAAAAGGUCCCAUUUGUAUCGUUAUAAUGUAUACGUAUGUAUGUAUGUAUGUAUGUACAUUGAUAGGAUUUCUAGUAAGCUAUUUCUAUUAAUCAUGUUCUUUCUUUCAACCGUUUUUGGACGAAUUUUGCCUUUCUUUUUUUCUUCUUCUUCAUGUAUAGCGAUCAUCAACGCGGCUCGGAGGAUUUACAAAUAAAUACAAUCCUUAAUCACGUCUCUACAGGGAGCCAUUAAAAGUAUAUAAUUCGAUAGAAAUUUACAUAUUCGUCACGAGUCGUCAAUAUCAAGAAUAGGUGACAGCGUCGUUGGAUAGCGACUCAACCACCUAAUCGCGAUCAAAAUCUCCGCUGCGCUUUUAUCAUUUAGAUCAGUUUAUAAAAAUGAUGGGAACAAUUAAGCGAGCAGCCGUUUUCUGUCAUUAUUCACUGUGUCGCAGUCGUGUACUCUGGCCGACACGAGCGCAGUAACCGGGGCUUCAAAAAUAAACUUUAUUUAGUAAAAAUAAGAAGAGACGUGUUGAAUUACAAAUGUAAGACCUACUGUCUUAGGUCCUAGUUCUAUAAAUAUAUACAAUGACGUACCUAUUA